UCCAGAUUGCACAUUAGAUAAUAUUUGAAUGGUUAGUAGUUAGUAGAGUGUCCCAUUUCAAAAAUAAACACAAAAAUCAAAGAAUCCCCACUGAAGAAUAGAAAAAAGCCAUGGUAAGACUAAAUUCAGACACCGGAAAGGCAAUGCUUUCUUAUAGAUUGCAAAGAAAAUAAUAUUUGCAUGGUUAGUAGUUAGUGGAGUGUCCCAUUCGAAAAAUAAACACAAAAAACAAAGAAUCCCAUCCCCACCGGAGAAUAGAAAAAGCCAUGGUAAGACUAAAUUUGAAAACGACAAGUCAAGUCAAUUUCAUUGAGACUGAGUCGUAAUAACAUGGUGAGGCUGAGUUCUCGAUUGACUUAAAUGGUUUCACAAACGAGAGAGAAUUACAUGAAUAACAAACAUUUCGAUGUCUCAAAAUAGGCUUCUCCUUGCUGCCUUCUUUGCCUUUCUUGCAAUCCACUCCCAUGUUUCCUCUGGCUCCAACAAUGACUAUGACUAUGAAUACUAUGAUGUUAAACGCAUACCUUACAACUGUACACAAUCUUCUUCUUCUUCAUGUGGCAAUAUCCUCAUCUCAUACCCAUUUCGACUCAAAGGAGACUCUCCAGGCUGUGGUGACCCCAUCUACGAACUCUCUUGCCAGAACAAUCAAACUAUACUCAGCUUGGAUUCUCAAACAUACUUGGUGAAGGAUAUCGACUACUACAACAGCACAAUCCGGAUUGCCGAUGUUGGCGUCCAGCUUGGUAAUUGCUCCUCCAUGCCUAUCAGUUCUUUAGCCUUUUUCGAAUACCCAUAUAUCCGAGAAGGUGAAUGCUUCUAUCAACCGUUUGAUUUUCCCGCACUCUACGAUCUAGCUUAUGUAAGCUGUGAAAGUCCAGUGAAUUCUAGCACUUAUGUGGAUGCUUCUCCCUGUAUAAUCCAAACCAACUCAACCAACAACACAAGAUCAUAUCAUUAUGUUCUGGUUGGUGAUUUUAAGAAUACAGACUUGAAGGUCAACUGUGCCUUUGAUUUCCUCUCAUAUACAUUUUUAGAUGGCAACUACAAUAACUAUUCUUACAUGGACAUCCAUAAGAAGCUUGUUUAUGGUGUGGAGGUUUCUUGGGCUACAAUUUCAUGUGCUGCUUGUAGAGGAGAUGGUUUUUGUCGUCUAGAGAACAACACCAUUAUCCAAAACUGCGGAAGCGAACCAUACUGUUACACUCCAUCUAAGUGCGACUUACGAUGCAUGCUCAUAUAUUUUUUCAACCAAAUGGUUCCGGAAGAGAUACAGUACCACAUAGGCCCAACAAUAGAGCACAAGGUGCUCGCACCAGUUCUUGUCACAAGAACAUUAUUUGGGUUCCUGUGUCUUUUUGCGCUUAUGGUUUCUAAGUGGCGCAAGAAGCUUUUAUCCAUGGAUGACACUCUUGAAGAAUUCCUCCAAAGUCAAAAUAAUUUUAUGCCCAUAAGGUACUCUUACUCACAAAUUAAGAAGAUGAGCGGACAUUUUCAGGACAAAUUGGGGGAAGGAGGUUAUGGCUCUGUCUUCAAAGGAAAACUUAGAAGUGGCAGACUGGUAGCAAUCAAGAUGUUGGGCAAAGCAGAAGGUAAUGGACAAGACUUUAUUAAUGAAGUUGCAACCAUUGGGAGGAUUCACCAUGUCAAUGUGGUGAGUCUUGUUGGCUUCUGCUCCGAGGGAACAAAACGUGCUCUUGUAUAUGAUUUCAUGCCCAAAGGAUCUCUUGACAAAUACGUUUCGUCCCGCGAGGGCCAUAUCUCCUUAAGUUGGAAGAAAAUGUACGAAAUUUCUCUUGGGGUUGCACGAGGGAUUGAAUAUUUGCAUCGAGGUUGUGACAUGCAGAUCCUACACUUUGAUAUUAAGCCUCACAACAUCCUUCUCGAUGAAAAUUUUGUUCCAAAGAUAUCAGAUUUUGGCCUUGCUAAAUUGUACUCAACAAAUGAUAGUAUCGUGUCUCUCACUGCGGCAAGAGGAACAAUCGGAUACAUAGCCCCAGAGUUGAUCUACAAAAGAAUUGGAGGUGUUUCAUACAAAGCUGAUGUGUAUAGUUUUGGAAUGCUAUUAAUGGAAAUGUCAGGGAAAAGGAAGAAACUCGACGCAGCUACGAAUGAUAAUUCAAGUCAGAUGUACUUUCCUUUGUGGGUUUACCAUGAAAUGGUUCAAGGAAAGAAUACAGAAGUCGAGGAUGUCACAGUGGAGGAGGAGAAUAUGAUUAAGAAGAUCACAGUAGUAGGGUUAUGGUGUAUACAGAUAAGCCCUUGCGAUCGUCCCUCAAUGAGAAAAGCAAUCCAAAUGCUUGAAGGACAUGUAGAAAAUUUGAAAUUGCCUCCUGAGCCUACUUUUAAUAUAGAACAAGUACCGGCAGAGAAUGUUGAAGAAGCUACAAACCCGACGUGGUCAUCCUUGACAUCAGCAGGGACUUCAGAAUCUGUCAGAUUGGUUAUAGAUGCAGAUUGAGUAAAUUUAAUGCUACGUAUACAUAAGAUUGAGCCAAUAAAAGACAUUGAAACUCCAUUAUAAUAAUGAAGUUUGUUUAUCA
This is a messenger RNA of Tripterygium wilfordii, 2543 nucleotides long. RefSeq names its product rust resistance kinase Lr10-like. Gene Ontology annotation, biological process: protein phosphorylation. Gene Ontology annotation, molecular function: polysaccharide binding; protein kinase activity; ATP binding. The transcript has 4 exons. The record is from RefSeq and is a predicted model, not a curated record. NCBI's taxonomy places the organism in Eukaryota, Viridiplantae, Streptophyta, Magnoliopsida, Celastrales, Celastraceae. The coding region runs from base 407 to 2461 and encodes 684 amino acids.